AUUAACUUGACAUAUAAAUCGAAGCUGUAAAACUUCUUUCCAGUGUUACACUAACAGUCGUCUCUCUCUGGGUGGUGCUUCUAUCAAUGAGGGCCUAGGGUUUCUCUUUACGCCCAAAUUCAAGGGCUUAAACGAUUAUUGAAGCGCAUUUCAACCAUUCGAGGGACUGAAACGUUUCCCAUCUUUAAAAUCUAAAACAGAAAAGGCCCAUCUUUUUGUUUUAGUUAAGCCAUGGCCAAAACUAGACCAGGGAUCACAACCAAGACCAAACCUGGAAAAAGAGACCUUGAGUCUUACACUGUUAGAGGCACCAACAAGAUUGUUAGAGUUGGGGACUGUGUGCUGAUGCGACCGUCAGACACUGGUAAGCCUCCUUAUGUGGCAAGAAUAGAGAAGAUUGAAUCUGAUGCUCGAAACAAUGUCAAGGUUCAUGUUCGGUGGUACUAUCGCCCUGAGGAAUCACUUGGAGGAAGGAGACAAUUCCAUGGAGCAAAGGAGCUCUUUUUGUCAGACCACUAUGAUGUGCAGAGUGCUCACACAAUUGAAGGGAAGUGUGUUGUUCACUCUUUCAAGAACUAUACUAAGCUUGAGAAUGUUGGUGUGGAAGAUUACUACUGUAGAUUCGAGUAUAAGGCUGCUACAGGAGGUUUUACUCCAGACAGAGUUGCUGUGUAUUGCAAAUGCGAGAUGCCGUAUAACCCAGAUGAUCUCAUGGUACAAUGCGAGGGGUGCAAGGACUGGUAUCAUCCUGCUUGUGUGGGCAUGACUAUUGAAGAAGCAAAAAAGCUUGAGCACUUUGUUUGUUCUGAAUGUUCAUCUGAUGAUGAGGUAAAAAGAUCCCAGAAUGGGUUUGCUUCAUCACCAACUGCUGAUGUCAAGGUGGAGCCCAAGCGGCGGAAGAGAUGAGUACAAUCUCGUGGCAUUGGUAUGCAUGAAGGUUGCUCGUCUUGCCGUUGUUAACUUGUAGAAUGUCCAUCGUGUGAGCUGUAUAGUCCAGAAAGCUAUGUUGUGCUCUGGUCAGACUGGAGCCCGUUAGUAAUGAUGUUCUUUUCUCGAGCUGUCCUGGAAAUCAAUCUCAAAUGUAGUUUUUUCACAAUUAAACAUUUAAACCCAGGAAUUUGAGCAACUGUAUUUCUUUGUGAACCGCCUGCUAUCUCAUCCAAAUUAUCUGGUUUAUUGGUUAUCA
This is a messenger RNA of Mangifera indica (mango), 1186 nucleotides long. Its product is annotated as chromatin remodeling protein EBS-like. The record is from RefSeq and is a predicted model, not a curated record. The transcript is spliced from 5 exons. Bases 232 to 906 code for a protein of 224 amino acids. Gene Ontology annotation, molecular function: chromatin binding. NCBI's taxonomy places the organism in Eukaryota, Viridiplantae, Streptophyta, Magnoliopsida, Sapindales, Anacardiaceae.